Messenger RNA from Blepharisma stoltei, 1230 nucleotides. The record is from the annotation of a GenBank genome assembly. Lineage: Eukaryota; Ciliophora; Heterotrichea; Heterotrichida; Blepharismidae.
AUGAGCAAAAAUCAUUCAGAGUCCGCUUUCCGAGACCGUAUUCACCGUCUUUCUGAUAAACUCAGUUCAAUCCAAACAUCUCUAGAAGGAGACCGCACAUCUCGUUUAGACUCCAUAAAUGAUAAGCUCCAAGCUAUAGAAGAACAGCUCUUUGAAUCUCAAGAACAAAAUACUAAAAAAUUCUGACGCAAGCAAAUCUAAUCAGUAUAAAUCUUUUGAAUUUUAAAUAAGAAUUUUAUUUUAAAAUAUUCUUCUUUUUGACAAAUCAUAACUUCCUCCUUCAGUUACCGGACAAAAUCCUUAUUUUUGGAAAUUUAUUAAUCCUUGAGAAAAAUGCUAUAAUUAACAAUAAAAUUUCUAUCAUUUUAGACAACUUGCACUUUAAAAACAUAAAUUUUAUAAAUUAAAUUAGAUUUCUUGAAUUAAAAAUCAAAAAAUUAUGUUUAUUAAAACUAUUAACCCCUGUGACUAGCAACAAUAUUUUUUGGCUUGCUAACAAGUGGGAAGUAUUUUCUAUAUAUGUUAAAAACAAAUACCAAAAUUCGGAUCCUUAAAAGAGAAUCUUUUAAAAAUCCAAAAAGCACUUGACGAAGAACGGUCGACACGUGAAGCAUUUUUUGAAGUAAAAUCACGCGAACUUACAGAAAUCCAAGACCGAAUGCAUGAAAUUAUUGUAAAAGCUGGCAAUUCACGUAAAGAAAAUGAAAUUCGUGCACAACGGCUGAUUGACGAAAGAAUUGAAAGCAUAAAAAAUGAACUUUUAAAGGAGGUUAGAGCCAGAGAAGAGGCAGAAAAAGAAGCAAAGCUAUAUUUUAGCAAGGAUCCACCAAAACUUUAUGAGUAUAUGGAAAAUUCUGUAAGGGAAAGAGAAGAGCUAGAAGCAAAUUUGAUGAAAAAAUUGCAAAAUGAUUUAUUACUUGCAAAGGAUAAUAGACUUUGCAGUUUUAGUUGAAAAUUUUAUAUUUUAUAGUAAAUUUUAUUAAAUAUCAGAAAAAAUGCUGCAUAUCUCUAUAGAAAAGUAUAGGAGAAAUCAAUAACACCUUAGGAAUGGAAAGAAAAGCCCGUGAAGAAACAGAAGAAGCUCUACUCGCCAUGGUCAGAGACGUCGUAUCUCGUAUAAAAGCAGAACUAGAUCAAGAACGAAAAGACAGAGAAUCCUCAGAAGAAACAUUAUUGACCUUAUUAGAAGAAACCUGCACCAAGCUUAAUGCUGUUAGCAAAUAUUCUUAA